GCUACAAGCUAGUCUGUGGAGAGCGCAGCUAGCUGACGCAGCAGCAUCUAGCAACAGCGGUGGGGUCUAGUUAGCGGUUAGUAGGAACUGGGUGUGAGUGUCUGUAAGCCUUCGGUGAUUAUUAUUUACAAUGAAAAAAUUAAAAAGGCCCAGAUCCUGACGUCCGCAUUGUGGUCAAUGACGGUCUGUCGCGGCGUUGGUGACUGACAUGGACGCUAGUGACAAUAAGGAUGUGAAGCUUUCGGCCGAAGUGGAACCGUUCAUCCCACAGAAGAAAGGUCUUGAAGGAUCCCUAGUCAGCAUGAGUCUUUCUGGAGAGGCAGGAGGAGGAGGGGGAGGUAUAGGGGCAGGCAAUGGAGCGGUGGAAACCACUCCCAUACCCAGCUACCUCAUCACCUGCUACCCUUUCGUCCAGGAGAACCAACCCAACAGACAACAUCCUAUGUACAAUGGAGGGGAGCUGCGCUGGCAGCAGCCUAACCCUAGCCCUGGUGGUUCAUACCUGGCCUACCCCAUCUUGUCUUCCCCCCAGCCUCCUGUCUCCAAUGACUAUGCUUACUACCAGAUUAUGCCUGCUCCAUGCCCACCUGUGAUGGGCUUCUAUCAGCCCUUCCCUGGCACCUAUGCAGGUCCUGUGCAAGCUGGAGUGGUCAACCCUGUCUCAGCAGAUGUCAGUGAUAGACCGCUACCUCUGGGGCCAGCAUAUGGGAUGGCCAGUCAGAGGGGGAGAGGCAUGGCCCGCCCUAAUGUCCUCCCAAAGCAACAGUUGGGUGUGUGCCAGCCUCCAAGGGGUCGCCGGCCUCCUACCAGGAGUGUAGCUGUCCAGAAGGAGGUGUGCACCUUGGGGCCUGAUGGUAGGACCAAGACAGUCAUGCUGGUGGAUGCAGCACAGCAGACGGAUUUCCCUGGCGAGGUGUCUGGGCGGAGUGCUGCUGAGCAGGCUAGUCCCCUGCUAUGGAAGAACCGAACAAAGAGAAGACGGGCGUCCCAUCCGGGUGAAAUCUACAAUGAGCAGGGCGCCAGCGAGGCGGAUAUAGACAGUGACAGCGGCUACUGCAGCCCAAAACACAACCAGGUGGCAGGGGUAACACAGCGAACCGCAGAGAAUACAGCAGCACCAACAGGAGUAGAGGCUGGUGUAAUGACCGCAGGUACCUGGGUAAAUGUAGCCUCUCAGGCUACCCCGAAGUCCUGGGGGGACAGAAACGGCCAGUUUCACAGAGCAGACCAGAGGAAGAAUCCUGAACAGAGGAACUUUUCACAGGAUUUCCACAGUGGCUAUACAGGGCGUGUGCCGCCCAACCAGUCAGAACAAAGGCUACAGCCAGCAGUGGUCAGUGGCACUGAGCUCACUCCAGAGCCCCUCUACUUUGAGGAUGAAGAUGAGUUUCCAGAUCUGGCUACUGGAGGGGCUGUCCAACGCAACACCAAACCAGAAUCGACUCCAGCCCAGACGCACACGCAACCUAAACUGCCCAAAAACCUGCUGGAUAACCUACCAGAAAACUCCCCUAUCAACAUUGUGCAGACACCUAUCCCCAUUACCACCUCUGUUCCCAAGAGGGCCAAGAGCCAGAGGAAGAAGGCUCUGGCAGCUGCCUUGGCCACUGCACAGGAGUACUCUGAAAUCAGCAUGGAACAGAAGAAAUUACAGGAGGCAUUCACCAAAGCAGCAGGGAAGAAGAGUAAAACCUCUGUCGAGCUGGACCUGGGAGACAUGCUGGCAGCUCUGGAGAAACAUCAGCAGGCUAUGAAGGCCAGACAACUCAACAAUACUAAGCCACUUUCUUUUACAGUUGGAACAACCACUCCGUUCCAUGUUUCAGCCUCGACCAGUGUGCCGUCCAUGUUGAAGGGUCAUCAGCAGCCGUACUCUGCCCCACAUAACUCCCUUGAUUCCACUGCACCGCGCAUCAAGCGAGGGAAGGAGAGAGAGAUCCCCAAAGUAAAACGGCCAACAGCGCUGAAGAAGAUUAUCUUGAAGGAACGUGAGGGGAAGAAGGGGAAGGUGAGUGUAGAACAGGAGUCUUCAGGCCAGGAGGAGCAUGGGGAGGAGUGUCUGCAAUUUACUGAUGAUCUUGCACGAGAGCCUGCCUCCCAAGAAGACAAUGGUCUGAGUAUGCCCAGUGAUGCAUCUCUCUCCCCGGCCAGUCAGAACUCUCCAUACAGCAUCACCCCAGUGUCCCAAGGUUCUCCUGCCAGCUCUGGCAUUGGGAGUCCCAUGGCUUCAAAUGCCAUCACCAAGAUCCACAGCCGACGAUUCCGAGAGUACUGUAACCAGGUGCUGAGUAAGGAGAUCGACGAGAGCGUGACUCUGCUGUUGCAGGAACUGGUUCGCUUCCAGGAGCGGGUCUACCAGAAGGAUCCUACCAAGGCCAAAUCCAAACGUCGCCUGGUCAUGGGACUCAGAGAGGUCACCAAGCACAUGAAGUUGCAUAAGAUUAAGUGUGUUAUCAUCUCUCCCAACUGUGAGAAGAUCCAGGCCAAAGGCGGUUUGGAUGAAGCUUUAUAUAAUGUAAUUGCCAUGGCCCGGGAGCAGGAGAUCCCGUUCGUGUUUGCCUUGGGCAGAAAAGCUCUUGGACGCUGCGUCAACAAGCUAGUGCCUGUUAGCGUGGUUGGCAUUUUCAACUAUUCUGGAGCUGAGGGUCUCUUCAACCGACUGGUGUCUCUGACAGAAGAGGCUAGGAAGGCCUACAAGGAUAUGGUGUCAGCUCUGGAGCAGGAGCAGGCCGAGGAGGCUCUGAAAAACGACAAGAAAGUCCCACACCACAUGGGGCAUUCCCGCAACCACUCUGCUGCGUCUGCUAUCUCCUUUUGCUCCAUCUUCUCUGAGCCUAUCUCAGAGGUCAAUGAAAAGGAGUAUGAGACUAACUGGAGGAGUAUGGUGGAGACUUCAGAUGCCCUGGAGCCUGUAGAGGCUGAGCCGAGUCGCCCUGCACCUUCCACAGCCCCCCAGAGGGACAGUGAGGCUCUGCCAGCCGCCCCCAGCACCGCCCCUCCAGGCCCCGCAGCUCCCCAGCCCAGGGCAGGGCCUCUGACACAGGGUACCGGAGAGAGAGACGAGGUCCGGGCAGACGACCGGCUGGAGCUGGCCUCUCAGCAGAGCACAGAGACGGGCUCGCUGGACGGGAGCUGCAGGGGCCCGCUGAACUCCUCCAUCACCUCCACCACUUCCACCCUGGUCCCCGGGAUGUUGGAAGAGGCAGAGGAGGAAGAGGAGGAGGAGGAGGACUACACUCCUGAACCUAUUUCUGUGGAGGUGCCCACCCUCAGCAGCCGCAUCGAAUCCUGGGUGUCAAAGACCCUGGAAAACCUGCAGCUGGGAAAGAGCCAGGAGAGCACGGAAGAGGAGGAGGAAGAGGAAGACGACGAAGAGGAGAGGGGGCAGAGUGAGGACGAGGAGGACCUCGAUUCAGCAGACAUCACAGAGACGGUGGCAGAGGUCAAAGAGCAAGUGGAGGCCAAGAAGGUCACGGGUUGAUGUGGCCUCUGUUCUUACAUACUUUCAUACACUCAUUCCCUCUGUCCUCACACAUCCUUCUUCACAGCAGCCAGCAGCUUUUCUCCUUUGUCUCUAACCCCUGACACCAGACAUAAUCUCAGGUAUCAACCAACUGACCAAGGCACACACACACACACACACUCACACACACAGCAUUAACACAAUACAGAGAAACUGACCAACUCACAAAUACACAGGGUUGCAGACCAAACGACAACUAACAGUCUGAGUGAGGGAUUACUAAUUGACACCAACACUUCUUAAAAAAAAAGGAAAAAAUACUCAUCUUGUAGUUAAAAAGGAUGCCCUCACUUCUUCUGCCCAUAACCUGCUACACUUGAAUUCAGAGGGAAGUCUUUGGUUUUCCUCCUCCGAAGCUGAACUCUUCUGGAGUCAGGAACGUUUCUGGGAGCAAGUGAUGAGCGCUAAAAGAAAAAAAUAAAUGUUGAACUGCUGUCUGUAGCUCACAGAGGAGGAAGGUUGGAACCUUUCAGCUCCCAUCUUACUUUACACAGAGCCCAGAAGGUUUACAGCUCUGCAAGUAUUUGUAUGCGUGUGUGUGUGUUUUGCAGGCACAUAGGUUGCAUUUAUUUUGCUGUGUUCAUUAGCUUUAUCUUUGUAAAUAAUGCGUGUAUGUGUGUGUGUGUGCGUGUAUUUUUCACCUGACUGCUCCAUGAGGAAAGGAGUGACAUGCAUUUCUUAAUUACUGCUUAGUUGGUGUUUAGCUUCCCUCACAGAUAUUACAGUGUCAGGGGUUCUGUCUUUCUACCAAAACCACUCCCACUCGUCAGUCUUCAGAAAGUGUUUUUUAAUGUUCAGAUAAUAAGUGACCCACUCUGUGUUCAGAUGAUUCAACCGACUUAACUUCUAAGAAGCAAAACAAGCUUUGUGUAUAUAACCUUGUGUAUGUGGUUCUACUACAGUAUAUAAUGGUUUGUCAUAUUGAUCUUGCCUCGUGUGAAACUGUUUGGGGGUUAUUCUCCUCUGACUGGAAUUGUCUCAAGCUCCCGGAUGCUGUCUGUGCUUCAUAAAAAAAAAAAGUGCUCCUGUUUUGUUCUCUCUGCUGGUGUUUGCCGUUUGAUGGGGGGGCUCUCGAACUGUCUCUCACUUGUAAUGACCUUGCGCCAUUUUUAGACGCCGUUGUAUCAUCAACACUUUUUAAAUCCUUCCAUCCAGACAGGUAUUUCAUGUUUUGGUAAAAAAAAAAAAAAAAAAGCAGUUGGACUCUGUUUCCUUUAAAUAUUUCUGCUUAAAUUAACCAAUAGGAAAAGCAGGUGCUUACUGGUAUUAAUGAGGUUUAACAAUUCCCAGGUUUACAGUGCUUACAAUUAAUUCCUGUAGAUCUCCUCUAGAUUUUCUAGACAGAUUGUGUGAGCUCCAGCUACAACCGCUAGCCUAAAGUCAGUCCCCCACGGCGGAGGAGCUCCAUCACUGGGGCAGAGUCGCCAGUGGAAGUCAAACAAGUUGUCACAAAGUCAUGCACAUACUAACGAUGAACCCUUGUAAAUACAAGUGUACAAAAGAGAUUUUGAUUUUGCAUUGUAUUAAAAAAUACAAUCAUCCUUUUCUUAAAGCCAUUUGAUAGUUUUAACAUUUAAACAGUUGGAAUCCAAUUUGAUAAUGGUAUUUGAUAGUGAAACAUGGUGAGAUUUCAGCCAGUCGAUGGUGGCGCGGUGUGUAAAUGCAGUAUGUCGGGCUGUAUGCAAUGUGAAGCCCUGGGAUGGGAGAUGACGCUGUACUAAAUAUCAUACUUGGGAUUCUGAAAGUAUUUCUAGUUUGAUGAAAGUUAUGCUGUGUGCAGGUUUCUUAUUGCUCCGACUUCCAUCAAAGUGUCUGAAGUAUGUUAAUUGACCGCAAGUGUGUUUUUGCACUAUGUAAAUACGUACUGGUAAAGGUCUUGUAACUAAUGUGAACAAAAAACAAAAACAAAACAAAAAAACGGUUCAAUGAAGUACUUUUUUCAGCGUGUUCCUCGUCUUUAUAUGGAUAUUUAAGGCCGUCUCCUUCAGACUGUACAUCACUAGCAACAUUGUUAGAGGCUGUUUCUCAUAAUCAUAUUAUCUCUUAACCUAUAUGGACUGAUGAUUAACAUCAUUAAAAUGUUGUUUAUGUAAAUCGUUUGCCUGCUGCCUCAUCUUAUGUCCACUGGUGCCU
Messenger RNA from Chelmon rostratus (copperband butterflyfish), 5656 nucleotides. It is a transcript of the gene secisbp2l, whose product is annotated as SECIS binding protein 2-like. The transcript is spliced from 18 exons. The coding region runs from base 209 to 3481 and encodes 1090 amino acids. Gene Ontology annotation, cellular component: ribonucleoprotein complex. NCBI's taxonomy places the organism in Eukaryota, Metazoa, Chordata, Actinopteri, Chaetodontiformes, Chaetodontidae. Gene Ontology annotation, molecular function: mRNA 3'-UTR binding; selenocysteine insertion sequence binding; ribonucleoprotein complex binding. The record is from RefSeq and is a predicted model, not a curated record. Gene Ontology annotation, biological process: selenocysteine incorporation.